AUGCUAGAAGUGGAGGAUGAUGAAAAUAUUGUGUUAAAGGAAAAGGGAACUCAUAGUUCACAGGAUGAUCAUAGAGAAAAGAAGGGCAACUCAACCUCAAUUCCAAUUCAGGAUCUUAGUUCUCCCCUUGAUAGGAGGUUUGUUCCUAAAACUCCAUUCCCUCAAAGGUUAAUCAGUCCUCAGAAAAGUGCACAAUUUGGAGACAUUUUAGAGCAAGUUCCUGCUUAUGCCAAAUUUCUAAAAGAUCUUGUGACAAUGAAGAGAAAGACAAAUGUCCCUAAAAAGGCAUUUUUGACAGAGCAAGUUAGUUCAAUCAUUCAGAAUAAAUAUCCAGUGAAAUGCAAAGACCCUGGAUCUCCUACAAUUUCAUGCAGGAUUGGGGAUCAUCUCAUUGAGCGAGCUUUGCUAGAUUUGGGGGCAAGUGUGAACCUAAUGCCAUAUUCAGUAUACUUACAGCUAGGUUUGGGGGAGUUGAAACCCAGAACCAUGACACUUCAAUUAGCUGAUAGGUCUGUGAAAAUCCCUAGAGGUAUUGUUGAGGAUGUGCUGAUUAAGGUGGAUGCGUUCUAUUUUCCUAUUGAUUUUGUUGUGUUAGAUACUGAGCCUGCUCUAAAUGCCAGUACACAAAUCCAUGUCAUUUUGGGUCGCCCUUUCUUAGCCACAUCCAAUGCUUUGAUCAAUUGUCGGAGUGGUGUGAUGAAGAUUUCUUUUGGGAAUAUGACUGUUGAGCUUAAUAUUUUUGACAUAAGUAAGCAAGUACUAGACAAUGAGGAUAUAUGUGAGGUUAACAUUAUUGGGAGCCUAGUCCAUGAUACUUUCCUACAAUCAAGUUGUGAGGAUCCCCCAAACGCUUGCUUAACCAGUUUUGAUUGCAAUUUGGAUACUGAAAAAUCAAUUGAGGAGGUCAAUGCAUUGUUGGAUUCUAUUCCUCUCUUAAGUAUUGAUAGCUGGCAGCCAAAAGUGAUCCCUCUUCCACUUUCUUCAUCCCCAUUCCCAUCUAUUGUAGAACCACCAAAGUUGGGUGACUUUUGGGAACACCAAUUGAUAAGUAUACUUCAAGAGCAUAAGGAAGCUAUAGGUUGGAAAAUUACUAAUAUUAAGGGUAUUAGUGCUUCUAUGGUUAUGCAAAGAAUUCACUUGGAAGACACUGCAAAAGCUUCUCAACAUGUUUUUGACCCAGCUGAUAUUUGA
This is a messenger RNA of Quercus robur (English oak), 1191 nucleotides long. RefSeq lists its product as uncharacterized. NCBI's taxonomy places the organism in Eukaryota, Viridiplantae, Streptophyta, Magnoliopsida, Fagales, Fagaceae. The coding region runs from base 1 to 1191 and encodes 396 amino acids. The transcript is spliced from 3 exons. The record is from RefSeq and is a predicted model, not a curated record.